AGUCUGGACCAAAAAACUCCACUUGAACACACCGCACAGACUACCGCCGACUGCAAACUUACACAUGCGUUCUGCAGCUGCAUGAGAUGAAUUAGCUGUCUAUAUCAGCAGCAUAUUCAUCAAGAUUCAUUUACUUGCUUGUUUUCAUCACUUUCGCUUAAUUCUCAGGCACUGACUCAUUUGCUAAACUGAACAUCCAAUGAGAUUUCUCAUGCUCUGCCACCAAAGCAAGCCAGACAAGAGCCGAUGUGUGGAUGUGUGCUUCAGUGGUUUAACUGACUUCAGACAUUUACUCUUUUCUUGCAGGUUGUGGAGAAUGGCAAAGGCAAAGGAGGUCAAAUGACUUGUCUGGAGCCAGUGGACACUAUUUUUGUGAAGAAUGUGAAAGAGAAAGGUCCGGCCCAUCAGGCAGGCCUGUGCACAGGAGACAGGCUGGUGAAGGUAAAUGGAGAUAGUGUGCUAGGAAAAACGUAUCCUCAGGUCAUAGCACUGAUUCAGAAUAGUGAGAAUGGACUGGAGUUGUCCAUCAUGCCUAAAGAUGAGGAUGUGUUACAGUUGGCAUAUUUUCUAUCAGAGAGUGAAUGAGCCAUACACUGGAGAAGCCCAAUACCUUCCUGAACCUCUCCCGGUCUGUUAUCCAAGCAGCAAACCGACCUCCACCACCGAGAACCUUGGUCUUCCUGACAACAUCAGCUGUAAGCCCAACCCCACUCUGGACAAAGGCUCUGGAGCAGAUAGUUCUGGGAUCAUUGCUGGGUUUCAGCGUGCCCAUCACCACCUGACUCACCACUGUGUCCACCCCUCAUCCUUAGCAGGGAUAACAAUGAGCCCGCUUGACUUCCACUUUGCUAACCACAAUGCAGCUAUUGCCUCUGCCUCGCUCCCCUGUCCUAGGAAAGGCAGUCUUCCCCAAGCUCGCAGUGAACUGUGCCACCACGCUCUGUCAAAUUGGUACUACAGCCAAGCAGAGCAACCAGGCCUUGAAAUUUAUCAUCACCAACAUAGCAUCUCUCAUGACUGGCUGUGUGAGCUGGGACUGGCACUGCGAGGGUCUUGUGGUGGAUGGUCACACAGCUCUUCUCAGGACACCCUUCUGCACCACUACAGUGCAACGAUAGGGGCCAACCACUCCCUGGAGAAGCUAGGUAGGCGGGGUCAAACCUCCAGCCAUUCCUGUUCAGAGAACCUGCUGUCUGCAUAUGCUUCCUAUGAGCAGAAUUGCAGCUGUUUGCUAGAGACCUUAGAAAAGGCAUCUGUUCCGAUCUUGCCCCAUUACAAAAGACCAGCAUGUCCUCAUCAAAGCAAUCAGCCAUCCAGGGUUGAGGAGUGCCAAAGUCUUGCCCAUCAUGAGGCUGUUGCCACAGUGGUGCCACCCUUAGAUUGGGGCUUAAGCAAAGCCCAGCAGCCAGCUGCUCAGAUCAAAUGUUUACCUGCACAAAUUGUAGAUGAUCAGAUGGUGAGCUACUGCAGCUACAGCACCUCCUUCUGCCAAAAGGCCAGCCAUCUUAUGCAACAGUCUCACUCCUUCAGUGACACUUCCAACACCCUUCCAAUUCUGAAAACUGACCCACUGCAGAGUGCAUCCUUCACCACUACCCCCACAGCAGUGCUUCAAGUCUCAGCUGCAGCAGGCUCAGUGAUUGGUGGGUUUAGUGAAGAGAACAUUCAAGUUAAGAGUCAGGAGGUGGUGCUUCAACAAAAGCCCCCCCUAGGCAGAAAAACUACUCAUGGGGUGCUACACCCCAGCUAUGCUUUACCUGUGGAUACUCUUGAACCCCUUUUAACCACAGCCGUUCCCUCAAGGUCAGAAGAUUCAUUGGACCAGACUAAUGGUGGCAUACCACCCUUGCCUGUGGAUCAGGACUCCCUGGCUGCCAUUCCUUUCAUAGGUCAGUGGAGAUUUAAAUUAUAUUCCUUUUUUAUGUUAUUAGAUUUAGGUUUUGUUUCAG
This is a messenger RNA of Cyprinus carpio (common carp), 1949 nucleotides long. It is a transcript of the gene arhgap23b, whose product is annotated as Rho GTPase activating protein 21a. Gene Ontology annotation, molecular function: protein binding. The record is from RefSeq and is a predicted model, not a curated record. The coding region runs from base 340 to 585 and encodes 81 amino acids. The transcript has 5 exons. Lineage: Eukaryota; Metazoa; Chordata; Actinopteri; Cypriniformes; Cyprinidae.